This is a messenger RNA of Seminavis robusta, 714 nucleotides long. NCBI's taxonomy places the organism in Eukaryota, Bacillariophyta, Bacillariophyceae, Naviculales, Naviculaceae. The record is from the annotation of a GenBank genome assembly.
AUGUUAUCGAAUGCUUAUUGGGACCGAUUUGCCAAUCAAUGCAUUCAGACUACCUUCCAGUUGAUGGAGAAAGAGUGGGUCACACGUGACCAGGUGCAGAGUAUGGAUUCUGCAGUCAUCCAAGCCAUUCCCGCCGUUGCUGUCUUGACUGUUCUCGUUGACACUGUCCACGAUGCAAAGGCAAAGAAGCCAGAGGAUCUAUCAUGGAAGAUUGAUGGGACGAUGUGCAAACAGUCAGACCGCCCGCCACUGGAUGGCAUCGCUGCCCUCCUGUUGCCCAAACUCAUGGAGGUGAAACGGCUCCUUGAAACAAAGAAGAGCACCGCCAAGGAAGCCAACGUGCAGAAUAUCACUGCAAUGAUCUGUUCGAACACAGAUGAACCCACUCAAGAGCUUGAAGCUUUCAUCAAGUCUCUCGAAAAUGACAAGAGCAAGCCAAGUGCUAGGAACAGUCUGAUUCGGGCCAAACUUACAGAGCUCACAUUAAUGAUGUUGCAAGUGCAGCCCUUUCUUGAUCGAAUGAACAUUAUCUUUGGUUACAACUACGCUCCUGCCCAUGAUCUGGAGAAAGACGAUCCAGGGAUAGAGGCAGUAUCCGGUACAGAGAACCAGCCAGCGCACCGAAAGAAACAGCAAACAGAUGGGAGUGAAGAGGCCCAUGGUGAAUCAUGGAUGACACGGGCUCGGUGGCUCUUUGGGCAUCAAGCUAGCUAG